This is a messenger RNA of Nematocida homosporus, 1452 nucleotides long. Its product is annotated as polyadenylate-binding protein. Bases 1 to 1452 code for a protein of 483 amino acids. The record is from RefSeq and is a predicted model, not a curated record. Gene Ontology annotation, molecular function: poly(A) binding; poly(U) RNA binding; mRNA 3'-UTR binding. Gene Ontology annotation, cellular component: nucleus; cytosol; ribonucleoprotein complex. Lineage: Eukaryota; Fungi; Microsporidia. The transcript has a single exon.
AUGCAUACUGAAGAAACUAAAGAGAAGCGCGAUACCCCAAUUGGUGCCAAUAAUUCCAUCUAUGUUGGUGAUUUACCCAACAAUAUUACAGAAUCUGAUUUAUUUCAACUCUUUUCAUCAGUUGGUCAGAUCUUUACUAUAAACAUACCCAGAAAGGAGUCUACUAAAGCCAGAGUCUAUGCUUACGUAACCUUCUUUGACUCUUCGUCCGUAUCUCAAGCGAUUGAGAAUUUCAACUUCUAUUCCGUUCAUGGCUGUCAAAUCAGAGUUAUGCCCCUUAAUAAAGAGAUUGUAGUAGGUAAUAGAGAUGCCAACGUAGUAGUAAAGAACUUACCUACUACUACGGACAAUCAAUCCCUCUACGAUACAUUUUCUAGAUUUGGUAAGAUAAGUAGUUGUAAAGUUCAACAAAAUGCAGCUGGUGAAUGUACUGGAGCCGGUUUUAUUCAGUUUCAGGACCCUAAAGUAGCUGCUAUUGCUAUUGAAAUGAUCAAUAAGUUAUCUAUUGGUGAUAAAAGACUAGUAGCCGUUAAAUGUAUUCCUAGUGAUCAAAGACGUAGUAAAAAGGAAGAGAUAAACAAAGUAUUCACUAACGUAUAUGUUAAAGGCUUCCCUAAAGAGGUAGAAGAGAGUGAUUUAAGACAAGUACUUGAGCAGUACGGUGAAUUAACUUCCUUUUUAGCCCCUAGAACGGAAAGUGGGGAAAUGCGUGGCUUUGUCUUUGCUAAUUAUGCUGAACAUAGCAGUGCAGUAGCAGCUAUUGCCGGUUUACAUGGCCAGAACUAUCCAGGCACUGAUAACGUACUUUACAUACAAAGGGCUAAGCCUAAGAAUGAAAGAGAAGAAGAACUAGCUGAAAAGUACGCUGGACUUAUGGAAUCAGCCGUUAAUCGUAAUGUUUAUGUAACGAACUUAAGUCCUGAAGUGACUGAUGAGAGUUUAUUAGCACAUUUAGCCGUUUAUGGUCCAAUUGUUUCGCAUAAGUUAGGUCGAGAUGAGAAGAAUGCCCGGGCCUAUGCUUACGUCUGUUUUGAGAGUAAAGAAGCAGCUGCGGCCGCUGUAAAAGGUGCUAAUGGUACAGAGUUAGGCGGACGAGUACUGGAUGUGACUUUCUUUAAGAGUAAACGGACUCGAGAGAUGGAGAAGACUAUGGCGGCUUACAGUGCCUAUUCAAACGGGUACGUGCAUAAGGGGAAGAGGAAGAGUGAAAGUACAACGGGAUAUGAGUUGUAUACUUUGAUCUUAUCUUUAGCCCCGAGUUAUACUGAGAAGAUUGCCCAAGCCGGAUUCAGUUCAGAUGAAGAGUUUGCGAAGAAGAUAACUGGGAUGAUUUUGGAGUUGGGACCGGAAGAGGUCAAACGGGCCUCAGUACUCGGGAACGUGCUAUCUCAUUACGUCGAGGAGUCCCUUGAAGAGAUUAUUAUGCACCGCCGCCAGGAAACACUAGAAUAA